Messenger RNA from Penicillium cosmopolitanum, 720 nucleotides. RefSeq lists its product as uncharacterized. The transcript has 3 exons. Gene Ontology annotation, cellular component: membrane. The record is from RefSeq and is a predicted model, not a curated record. The coding region runs from base 1 to 720 and encodes 239 amino acids. Lineage: Eukaryota; Fungi; Ascomycota; Eurotiomycetes; Eurotiales; Aspergillaceae. Gene Ontology annotation, molecular function: carbohydrate:proton symporter activity. Gene Ontology annotation, biological process: transmembrane transport; carbohydrate transport.
AUGUACGCAACUCUCAUCUACCAAAGCCUCGGCUGGGACUCCGGAUCACAGGCACUAUCCAUCAACGGAAUCCAGGCCGUUCUCCAACUACUCAUCGUCCUGGUAAAUACAUUUACCGUGGAACGUUUCGGAAGGAGAGGUCUUCUUCUCGCUGGAUUUGCGAUUCAAUCUCUGGCCCUGCUGAUCAUGUCUUGUCUUACGACUGCAUUCCCAACGAAUGGAAACAAAGCUGCUGCUAUUGUUGAAGUUGCUAUGCUGUUUAUUGUUGGUCUUACUUAUUGUUGGUCUAAUGGGCCUAUUGCUGCGGCGGUUGUUGCGGAGAUUUUCCCUCAGCAUGUUCGUGAUAAGGGGUUUGGUCUGUCAAUGCUUGGACAAACAUGCUGGUUGAUUUUGUUGACUCAGUCUUGGCCUUCGUUUAAUGCUAAGGUCGGGGGUCAUAGUUAUUGGUUGUUAUUUGGUCUCAAUGUUGCGGCGGGUGUAUCUGUCUACUUCAUCCUCCCAGAAACAAAGGGUGUAUCACUGGAACGAAUGGAAAAGAUAUUUGGCGACGUGGACUUUGUUGAAGCUGGAGAGUGCGAAGGUGGUUCGGAGAAACGCGAAGCCAGAAUAGUCGCAGGCGGAGGGGAAGGCGAAGAGGCUGAGGACAACAAAACUCCUACCGCGCAUAUGGAGGAUGUGCCACAGGUGCAAGAGUCAUUGCCUAUCAGAUCUUCUGUUUAA